Armigeres subalbatus is the source of this 528-nucleotide messenger RNA. RefSeq lists its product as uncharacterized. NCBI's taxonomy places the organism in Eukaryota, Metazoa, Arthropoda, Insecta, Diptera, Culicidae. The coding region runs from base 1 to 528 and encodes 175 amino acids. The transcript has a single exon. The record is from RefSeq and is a predicted model, not a curated record.
AUGCAGUUCUAUGUUCUGCCAAGAUUAACUGUGUCGCUUCCCACGGCAAGCUGUAAUCCCAGCGGAUGGGAUCUCCCUGAGUCAGCAUUCCUUGCUGAUCCUCGAUUCUAUGAACCAGGUCCUGUAGACAUUAUUAUUGGAGCGGAGUACUAUUUGGACCUUCUACGCAGCGAGAAACACAAGGCAACUGAAAAUGGACCAACGUUGCAAGAUACCGAAUUCGGUUGGGUCGUCUCGGGUACCGUCCCCGAACGUCUACCAGUGGAACACUCUUCACCGGAGAUUACUCUUGUCUGCUCCACUUUCGACCUUCAAGAGCAGCUUACGAAAUUCUGGGAUUUGGAAACAUGCCGUAGUGUGAGUACACAGUCUUUGGAAGAAUCGUCGUGCGAAGAAUUCUUCAACCAUACGACCGUCAGGGAUGAGAACGGUAGAUUUAUCGUGACGUUGCCAAAAAAAGAGAAUGUGAUUGCCUGCUUAGGUCAUUCGGAGGCUAUUGCGAUUAGGCGAAUGAUAGGAAUGGAAUGA